AUGGGUCUCACUCAAGAUCAGACGCAGCGCGUCAAGACGGCCUUCCUUAGCUACGCGCAAGGGCAGCCUAAGGUAAGCGAGGCCAUGAUGGACCAGCUCAUCUGUGGCGCCAUCCCUGGGCUGUCCUGGGAGCAGCUGCAGGCGAAGAAAGCAGUGCGAAAGGUAGGCGCAGACGGCUACGACCUUGGUGCCUUCUUUGCCAUGGUGAACUCCGACCCAGCGUACAUCGCCUUCAUUCAGCAGCACUUCCCGCCUGCGCCGCCGGAGCAGAAGGAGCCGGAGGUGGACGCACUGGCGCUGAAGACCGCUAAGGGCUUCUAA
Messenger RNA from Leishmania major strain Friedlin, 321 nucleotides. RefSeq lists its product as hypothetical. The record is from RefSeq and is a predicted model, not a curated record. The transcript has a single exon. NCBI's taxonomy places the organism in Eukaryota, Euglenozoa, Kinetoplastea, Trypanosomatida, Trypanosomatidae. Bases 1 to 321 code for a protein of 106 amino acids.